UCUUGCUGCAGGUAUAUUCGCUCAGAGCGCUCUGUCAUUCUUAUCAACUUCUGCUUAUCCAUCAUCUCCUCCAACGCUCUCAUCCUGAUCGGACAGACCCAGACCCGGAAUAAGGUGAUUUGCACGCUGGUGGCGGCUUUCUUGCACUUCUUCUUCCUCUCCUCUUUCUGCUGGGUGCUGACCGAGGCUUGGCAGUCCUACAUGGCCGUGACGGGCCGGUUACGGAACCGCAUCAUCCGCAAGCGCUUCUUGUGUCUCGGAUGGGGGCUCCCCGCCUUGGUGGUUGCCAUUUCUGUGGGAUUUACUAAAGCCAAGGGGUACGGCACCAUCAACUACUGCUGGCUGUCGUUAGAGGGAGGUCUCCUCUACGCCUUCGUGGGACCAGCGGCUGCUGUCGUUUUGGUGAACAUGGUUAUUGGCAUUCUGGUUUUUAACAAACUUGUAUCCAAAGAUGGAAUAACAGAUAAGAAACUGAAGGAACGGGCAGGUCAGAUGGCAGUGCCCCUUUACGGCAUGACGCUCAAAUGUUCCAAGUGUGGAGUAGUUUCUUCUGCUGAAGUUUCGGCCACAGCCACCAGUAACGCCAUGGCAUCCCUUUGGAGCUCCUGCGUGGUCCUACCUCUCCUGGCUCUCACCUGGAUGUCCGCAGUUCUGGCAAUCACAGAUCGGCGGUCAGCACUCUUCCAGAUACUUUUUGCUGUCUUUGACUCAUUGGAGGGCUUUGUCAUCGUGAUGGUCCAUUGCAUCCUAAGGCGGGAGGUCCAGGAUGCUGUGAAGUGCCGAGUAGUGGAUCGUCAGGAAGAGGGCAAUGGAGACUCCGGGGGGUCAUUUCAGAAUGGACACGCUCAGCUAAUGACCGAUUUUGAGAAGGACGUGGAUAUGGCUUGUAGAUCAGGUGAGCACAUCACAGUGCUGAAUAAAGACAUCACCACCUGCAGGACCUCAACCAUCACAGGAACACUGAAGCGUCCAUCACUGCCAGAUGAAGAGAAAUUGAAACUCAAUCACCAGAAGGGGUCAUCAAACUUUAACAGUCUUCCAGCCAACGUCUCCAAGAUGCAUCUUCAGGGCUCACCACACUACUUGGGGGCCAUCAACCUGAAUGAGUUCAGCAAUCACAGUCUCACUCUGAAGAAGGAUAAGAACCAACCACCUAAGUCCAUCUACAUCUGUGAUGGAGACAUCUUCAAGAAGUUGGACUCCGAACUCUCCCGGGCACAAGAGCAAACGCUGGACACCAGCUACGUCAUUCUGCCUACCAACACGUCUACCUUAAGGGCCAAACCACCCAAAGAUGAGAGCAAAUACAGCAUCAAUAUUGACCAGAUGCCCCAGACACGGCUCAUCCACCUCAGUAUGGCUACUGAUCCAGGCUUUGUUGUCAAGAGUCCUCCACGGGAGCCUGUGACCAUGACAUGCAGUGAAGUGCAAGGUUCCCCCAUGAUACAACAGCAGCAGCAGCUGGCUCCACAAAAUAUCUCCAACGAGUCACAGAUUCCCAACAGCCUGUGUGACACAGGUGACUCAGGGAACUCAGGUGUGGUGUCCAAGAGUGAGACUGUCUCCACCCUCUCCAUGAGCUCCUUAGAGAGGCGGAAAUCCCGGUACGCAGAGCUAGAUUUUGAGAAAAUCAUGCACACAAGAAAACGUCACCAAGACAUGUUCCAAGACCUGAACAGAAAACUCCAGCACGCAGAGAAGGAGAAGGAGUCUCCAACAACGGACAGCAAGGUUAUAAAACGAUGGAGUAUUUCUUCUGGUGGAAGUGAUAAAACUAACGUUAGCCAUCAUAUAGCAGAAGGGACGUCCUUCUGCUAG
Calidris pugnax (ruff) is the source of this 1818-nucleotide messenger RNA. RefSeq names its product brain-specific angiogenesis inhibitor 1-like. The coding region runs from base 202 to 1818 and encodes 538 amino acids. The record is from RefSeq and is a predicted model, not a curated record. Gene Ontology annotation, cellular component: dendrite; postsynaptic density; membrane. Gene Ontology annotation, molecular function: G protein-coupled receptor activity. The transcript is spliced from 14 exons. Lineage: Eukaryota; Metazoa; Chordata; Aves; Charadriiformes; Scolopacidae. Gene Ontology annotation, biological process: negative regulation of angiogenesis; cell surface receptor signaling pathway; engulfment of apoptotic cell.